AUGACUAACCAAGUAUCACCUUUACCCAGUUUUACAAUUGCAUGUAACCUGAGUGCAAAAUUAAGAACGAUUUUACCAGAUUCACGCAGGCCGCAGUUCUCAGUCUUCUCUGUUACCCGGUGCAGUUUGUUCUUCUUGUUGCUUCAACAAUGGUGUCUUGUGCCCUCUCGUCACUUACGCUCUGAUACCAAUUUGCACCAAGAUUGGGUCCUCCGGACUCCCAAUCUUACCUACAAUCAGCCUUCACACUUGGAAGAAGAUUGCUUGACAAUUACUCCGACAAUACACACCAAUUUCACCCCAAGAAAUCAAUUCUUGGUUUUCAGGCCAGCCUUGAGUGUAGAAGGUGUUCCACACCUUUUUGUUCCGGCCAAAACAACAAACACAAAUGCACUUAAGGGAAGAGAGGAAGAAGAUGAUUGCUUAACAAGUGAAUCAAAAAAAUCAAAUGAAUUAUAUUAUUUUGAGUUGAACAAAACAGAAAAUAGGCCAAGUCUUGGCUGGUCUGCUACUGUUCUUCCAUUGACCGAGGCACCUUCAGCUGGAUUCCCAGAGCCCUGUGUCGCUUACCAGGAGGGUUCUUGGGCCUCGAUGGCUAGGCCCGUGUGCCAAGAUGUCAUAUCUGGGCUGGUCUCCCACCGGUUGUCCCUGGUCACCUCUCAAGCCAAGGUGCAAAGACGUCUGGUCGCUGGAAUCUGGGUCAGCAUCCGUUUUGUUGUUCUGAGGCUUCUGAUGUGUUUUGGAGGCUGCAUUUUGAUUCUGAAUCAAUCCUUCCCCACUUGUCUCAUAGUCUUGUUACAAAGGCAUUCAAGGACAGCUUUGAAUGAUGGUUUUGAACAGUUUUGGAAGGUUGAGAGUUUCUCAAUUUUGAAGAGUUCUAGUUUUGGUCGAGUGUUCCCAAAGCUUGAUCUUAGUAGUCGUUGUCUAGAAAAGUACUUGGAAUGGGAGAAAUCCUUGGAAAGGUACUUUGAAUACAAAGACAUUCAAGAGGAAGUACAAAAAUACAAGAUAGCCAAAGUCAAGCUGAAAGGCUAUGGUGAUAGUUGGUUGCAAGGAGAACAAAGGGGGCGUACCCUUAGGGGGAAAGCUUCCAUCUCUACUUGGAGGAAAUUGAAGAAAAGGAUGAGGGAUCGCUUUAUUCCUCACAAUUACAAACAAAGUCAAUAUGUAAAGUGGAGUACUUUACAACAAAGAGGCGUCCCAGUUGAAGAUUACAUAAAGGAGUUUGAUAGACUCGCCAUUGUGUGUGAAGUCACAGAAAAUGAAGAGCUCAAGUUGGUGCGUUUUAUUGCUGGUUUGGAUCAAGAAUUGCAAGAGAAGCUUGAAGGUUACACCAACUUAACCUUUGUGGAAGCUUGUAAACUUGUGGUGAAAUUCGAUGCUAAGAGGAAGAAGAAGAAGUCUACUUUCAUUCCUCAAGUGGUUCGAAAACCUACCUUUCCUACCAAGGAGGGGUCUAGUCUUGUCAAACCUAAUGAUCCACCUAGGAAGGACAAGAAGGACUUCAAACUUAGUGACAUUGUAUGUUACAAGUGUGGAGGAAGAGGGCAUUUCAAGAAAGAUUGUCCAAAUUCAAGGGCCUUAACUAUGCAAGAGGUGAAGCUCAUUGCCAACCAAACUAUAGAUUGGGAAGAGUUUGAAGAUGAAGAAGGGGAGGCCGUGGGUGAAGAUGAAGAGGAGGACCAAUGCUUUCCAGAAGAGGAGGCCAAGCAAAGCCUAGUGGUGAGGAGGGCGUUGCAAGCCCAAGUUGAGGAGCCCAUAGCACCUCAAAGACAACACAUUUUCAUCACCAAGUGCAAGGUUGAAGGCGAGGUAUGUGAUUUGAUUAUUGAUAGUGGGAGUGAGGCAAAUAUGGUUUCUAAAACUCUAGUAACCAAACUUGGUCUUACAACUACAAAUCAUCCAAAUCCUUAUAAGUUGAGUUGGUUAGAUUCGAAUUCCAGCACGGGGGUUAGAAAACAAAGCAUGGUUAGUUUUUCCAUUGGUUCUUAUCAUGAUUCUCAAUUAUGUGAUGUUGUGUCUAUGAAUGCUUGUCAUAUUUUACUUGGUAGACCAUGGCAAACUGAUCGAAAAUCUGUCCAUGAUGACUUUGAAGAUGUUUUUCCUGAUGAGUUACCUAAUGGGUUACCACCUUUAAGAGGUAUUGAACAUCAAAUUGAUCUUAUUCCUGGUGCUCCUUUGCCUAACAAACCCGCCUAUAGAUGUAAUCCUUUGGAGACUAAGGAGUUGCAAAGACAAAUAGAGGAGUUGAUGAGUAUGGGGUAUGUGCGUGAGUCUAUGAGUCCUUGUGCUGUUCCUGCUCUUUUGGUUCCUAAAAAGGAUGGUACAUGGCGUAUGUGUAUUGAUAGUGAAGGUGUGAAAGUUGAUCCAAGCAAGAUUAAGGCUAUUCAAUCAUGGCCUAGUCCCAAGACACUCACGGAGGUGCGCUCAUUCCAUGGGUUAGCUUCCUUUUAUAGGAGGUUCAUUCGCAAUUUCAGCACUCUCAUGGCUCCUAUAACUGAGUGCACAAAGAAGGGCUCGUUUGAGUGGACUCCCCAAACUCAAAAGGCCUUUGAGGAGGUCAAAGAGAAGAUGUGCAACACUCCAAUCCUAGCACUUCCAGAUUUCUCAAAGCCAUUUGAAGUUGAGUGUGAUGCAAGUGGGAGGGGAAUUGGUGCCGUUUUGAUUCAAGAAGGGCGUCCUAUUGCCUAUUUUAGUGAGAAGUUGAGUCAAGGCAAGCUGAACUAUUCCACCUAUGACAAGGAGUUCUAUGCAAUGGUGAGGGCUCUAGAUCAUUGGUCACAUUACUUGAGGCCACAACCAUUCAUCCUACAUUCUGAUCAUGAGUCUUUAAGAUUCAUUCAUGGCCAAAAGAAGCUGAAUUCGAGGCAUGCUAAGUGGGUGGAGUUCUUGCAAACAUUUAACUUUUCCUCUAAAUACAAGAGUGGGAAAGCUAAUAUUGUUGCGGAUGCCUUAUCUAGAAGACAAAAUGACUUUCUUUUUAAGGGAAAUAGAUUAUGCAUUCCUAAGUGUCCUAUUCGAAGUCUAUUGAUCCAUGAGGCUCAUGGAGGUGGACUAGCCGGUCACUUUGGAGUUCAAAAGACCAUGGAGCUUCUUCAAGCUCAUUUCUAUUGGCCUAACAUGCUAGCUACUGUCCAUCAUGUGGUGGCUCGUUGUUCUACUUGUCAAAGGGCCAAGAUGGUGUUUCAAAAGGGUCUCUACAAGCCUUUGCCUAUUCCAGAAAGACCUUGGGAAGAUGUGAGUAUGGACUUUAUUGUGGCUUUACCUAGAACUCAAAGAGGUAAGGACUCAAUCAUGGUGGUGGUAGACCGUUUCUCUAAGAUGGCUCACUUCAUUCCUUGUCACAAAACUGAAGAUGCAAUGAAGGUGGCUAAGCUUUAUUUUGAUGGGAUUGUGAGAUUCCAUGGAGUCCCAAGGACUAUUGUUUCUGAUAGGGACACAAAAUUUCUAAGUCACUUUUGGAAAUCCUUGUGGCGCCUAAUGGGGACUAAAUUGCUAUUUUCGACCUCUCAUCAUCCUCAAACUGAUGGACAAACGGAGGUGGUCAAUAGGGUGCUAGGUUCUUUGCUUAGGACCUUGGUUAGUAAGAGCACCAAAGAUUGGGAUGUUAAGCUAGCUCACGCUGAGUUUGCUUAUAAUAGGACCCCUAGUACUACCACAAAGUAUUCUCCUUUUGAGGUGGUCUAUGGUUCCAAUCCUUAUGUUCCUAUUGAUCUUAUUGCUCUUCCUCAAGACAAAUUCGUUGGUGACUUGGUGUGGAUUUACAUGAGGAAAGAAAGGUUUCCUAAUCAAAGGAAAAACAAGCUCAUGCCCCGAGCCGAAGGUCCAUUCGAAGUGGUGGAAAGAAUAAACGACAAUGCCUACAAGGUUGAUUUGGGAGGUAAGUAUGGCGUUUCAAGCACGUUCAAUGUGGGAGAUCUAGCACCAUACUAUGAUGAUGAAGAAUUGAGGGCAAUUCCCAUUGAAGAAGGGGAGGAUGACCAAAGUGGUCAAGGUUCGAAUAGUCCAAAUAUUCCAGUCCAAGAACCCAACGUUAGGGAAUUAAUUUUGUCCAAGUCUUUUUUCGAGAUUACGCCUACAAGCUUUGGUGUGCAUGGUCCGAAUAUGUCCUCAAAUGGUUGCACUUUGCUAAGCGUGACUAACUACCUCAUUAAUGAGACAGAUUAA
Molecule: messenger RNA, 4167 nt
Organism: Amaranthus tricolor (Joseph's coat)
Lineage: Eukaryota; Viridiplantae; Streptophyta; Magnoliopsida; Caryophyllales; Amaranthaceae
Exons: 10
Coding region: 1-4167 (1388 amino acids)
Biological process (GO): DNA integration
Molecular function (GO): zinc ion binding; nucleic acid binding
Source: RefSeq, a predicted model, not a curated record